GGCCGAGGAGGCUGAGCUGGUGCCAACCAAUCGUGCACACGUCUUGAAUUUCUUGUUUCUUGUCUGCCAGCCUGCUCAAUGCUGAACGUCGUGUUCGUCGUCUGCAUUGUCUCGGUAUGCCUGCCAUUUUACUUUUGGAUUGAGUUGCCCCCAUCUUCAGUCUGUCGCUGCAUUGAGUGGCCGAUCAUGGUGAUAAUGGCAUGACAUGUGCUGCUAAUCCGGCUGGGAGACCCCACUAUCACAAGCCAAAGCAACGGUGGAAUGAGACAUGGAGAAAACCUCAGCCAUAGCCCACUAGAGAUGGGCCUGUGCCCAAUGCCGUGCCGAGAGAUUGGCGUGGAGCUUGGCUGAUGCUGAAAUAGCUCAGCCUCCACUCAACCCGACCAGGCAAGACGUCACCAAGCAAACAAGCAAAGCAAGCCCUCAAGCAGCUACCGCAGGAGCUAGGCAGGUCCACGGACGACUCGGGUUCAAGCAUGUGCAGCCUAACACCUAGCCACGUCUGCCCCUCGCUCAUUCAACAGGCCCUCGUCGUCAUCCUUCGCUCGUGUCAGAUCCCAAAUAAUCACCGUCACCACCACCAGCAGUAUUACCAGCAGCAUCACCUGCGCAUCCAUCAGUCGUCGUCGCAACACUCGGCGGGUGCCUGUUUGGGACAGCUCGCCCACUUGAUGCAACAGGGACCCACCACGCCUCGGAGCUCCAGCCGACAGCGACAUCAGCAGCUUCAUCCUCGACCUCGACCUCAACCUCGGGCGCCAGCACGGGCCCGGUCUUCCUUCCUCUCGCCCUUGCUAUUAAUACUCGCCCUCCUCCUCCCACUCCUCGCCAUCGCCGCCUACCAGCUACUCACCACCACCACCACCACCACAACCACCCGACCCACCACCCCCUGCUUGCCCAACAUGCCCUGCAAGCAGAACCUCAACGUCCCAGAGAGCUGGCGCUCCGGCCUGGGGCCCCUCCACAUGAUCCAGAAGCCCCCCUUCACCGUCGACGCCCCCGGCGCCCCCGAGAUCGACGGCGAGACCAAGCCGCGCCGCAACCUCAAGGCCAAGGAUGCCCUCGAUGACCGCCCGUCCCCCGAGGUAGACACCGUCUUCGCCCUCGUCAAGCAGAGCGCCGAGGAGCACGCCGGCGACAGGUGCAUCGGCACCCGCAAGCUCAUCAAGAUCCACGAGGAGACUAAGAAGGUCCCCAAGGUCGUCGACGGCGAGACCCAGAUGGUCGACAAGAAGUGGCAGUACUUCGAGCUGUCAAACUACACAUUCAUCACCUACGGCGAGUACGAGACACACCUGCUCAACCUGGCCUCGGGCCUGCGCCAUCUGGGCCUGGGGAGGGGCGACAAGGUGCACAUGUUUGCCUCCACCAGCGCCAACUGGCUGGCCUUGUCGCACGCCUGCUCUUCCCAGACCUUCGCCAUCGUCACCGCCUACGAUACCCUCGGCGCAGAGGGCGUCGAGCACACCCUGGUCCAGAGCAAGCCCAAGGUCAUGUUCACCGACCCCCACCUGCUCAAGACGGCCUCCCGGGCGCUGAGCAAGGCCGACACCAUCAAGAUCGUCGUGUACAACGACCAGUCUAUCGCACUGCCCACCCCACAGGCUGAGAUCGACGCCUUCAAGUCCUCCCACCCGAACCUUACCGUCCUGAGCGUCUCGGAGCUAGCUUCCCUCGGCCAAGAAAACCCUUACGACCCCGUGCCGCCGACCCCCCAAGACAUGUACUGCGUCAUGUACACAUCCGGAUCGACCGGCCCGCCCAAGGGCGUCUCGAUGACACAUGAGGGCUUCGUGGCCGCCGUGGCCGGCCUGGUGGGCGUCAUUGGCGACAGCGUUAGCCCAGAGGAGGUCGUCCUGGCCUACCUGCCCCUGGCCCAUAUCUUCGAGAUGGUCGUCGAGAAUCUUGUCCUCUACUUCGGCGCGACGAUGGGCUAUGGAAGCGCCCGGACCUUGUCAGAUCAGAACGUCCGCAACUGCAUGGGCGACAUGCGAUCGCUCUCCCCGACGAUCCUGGUCGGUGUCCCCCAGGUCUGGGAGACGAUCAAGAAGGGCGUCAUGGGCCGCGUGAACAGCGGGUCGCUCCUGGUGCGCAGCCUGUUCUGGGGCGCCUUCAACACCAAGUCCUUCCUCGUCAGCCACAACCUGCCGCUGCAGACGAUAUUCGACGGGCCCAUCUUCGGGCAGGUGCGCAAGCUCACGGGCGGCCGGCUGCGGUUCAUCAUCAACGGCGCCAGCGGCAUCUCCAAGGAGACGGCGCACUUCAUGUCCAUGAUCGUGGCGCCCAUGCUGGCGGGCUACGGCCUGACCGAGACGGGCGGCAACGGGGCCGUGACCUCGCCCCAGCAGUUCCGGCUGACGGGCUCGUGCGGGCCCCUCUCCACCGCCAUAGAGUGCAAGCUGGUGAGCAUCCCGGAGCUCAACUACUCGACGUCGACGACGCCCCCGCAGGGCGAGAUCUGGGUGCGCGGCAAGCCCGUGCUCAAGGAGUACUACAUGAACCCGGAGGAGACGGCCAAGGCCGUCACGGCCGACGGGUGGUUCAAGACGGGCGACAUCGGCGAGUUCGACGACGUCGGCCACCUCAAGAUCAUCGACCGCGUCAAGAACCUCGUCAAGCUCCAGGGCGGCGAGUACAUCGCCCUCGAGAAGCUCGAGGCCACCUACCGCGGCUCGCGCGCCGUCCAGAACCUCAUGAUCCACGGCGACUCGGACCACCCCCGGCCCAUCGCCGUCAUCUUUGUCAGCGAGCCCGUCAUCAAGGAGAUCGCCGCCGGGCUCGGCGUGUCGGGCGGCGCGCACCAGCUCGUCCGCGACCACAAGGUCCGGGGCGCCGUGUUCAAGGACCUCAUCGCGCAGGGCAAGAACGCGGGCCUCACUGGGCUCGAGACGAUCAGUGGCGUGGUCCUGACGGACGAGGAGUGGACGCCUGAGAGUGGCCUCGUCACGGGAACACAAAAGCUCCAACGGAGGGCCAUCCGGGAGAGGUACGCAAAGGAGAUCGAGGAGGCCUUCAAGGGGUCAUAGGCAAUGUCUUCUGCCUCGGCUUCUACGGUCACGAGGCCGAUGAGGUCGGUCGCCCUGACUGUUUGGCUUGUUUGUGGCGUUGCUUCGUUCUGUUGUUGGCGUGGCGUUUAGGUUGUGUUGUGUUGUGCUGUGCUUUCCUGUCUAUAACUUCUCUCGUAUUACCACCCCCCAACAUCUUUUCCCCAUGGAACCCCUAUUAAGCUUGGAUACUUUUAUUGUGUACAAUACCCCCUUUUCUGUAUUAUCACACCCCUGGUGCCGGUAGAGGCACCCUGAUAGGCUUAAAAUGGGAAUGGUUUUGGACAAUACGGACAUUGGGGCUUGUAUCAUUAUGUUUCUUGUACAAUGAUGAAGUCCCUUUGGUAACUGGCCUCGGACCACGGAGGGGAACGAGGGUGUGUGUGCCUUGUGUCUUGAUACUGUGUGGAAUUGACCUGCGGGAGCACAGCCCGCUUCUUCCUGCAGUCGGCUGGCUCACCACUGAGAAAUCACUGCCCAUGGGCCGGGACUUCCACAAGGACCCCGGCGAGGCGCCGGCAGCGUCGCACCACGAACCCGUAGGCUGGGGACUCCACACGAGGCACAAAGUGCAUGCGGCCAAGCACGAGCACGGCAGAUCAAAAAGGUUGACAACACGCUAGAUUAAAAGGAAGAUGGAAGGCAUCGAGAAAAAGUCAGGUAGGUAUCCAGGAUGAAGGGGGUAUGCUACUCCAACAACAAAAAAACGGGCUU
Messenger RNA from Diaporthe batatas, 3761 nucleotides. RefSeq lists its product as uncharacterized. Gene Ontology annotation, cellular component: endoplasmic reticulum; lipid droplet; plasma membrane. Gene Ontology annotation, molecular function: long-chain fatty acid-CoA ligase activity. Lineage: Eukaryota; Fungi; Ascomycota; Sordariomycetes; Diaporthales; Diaporthaceae. The record is from RefSeq and is a predicted model, not a curated record. Gene Ontology annotation, biological process: long-chain fatty-acyl-CoA metabolic process; long-chain fatty acid metabolic process. The transcript is spliced from 2 exons. Bases 477 to 3029 code for a protein of 850 amino acids.